AUGUCUAAUGCUGCACGAGCGCAAGAACUGAAAGCCGAGGGGAACACACUGUUUGGUCAAGGCGAGUAUACCACUGCGUCCGCGAAGUACGCAGAGGCCCUUCAGCAUGACGACCAAAGUGCGAUCCUGUAUGCCAAUCGCGCGGCUUGCUCGUUGCAUUUGCGCAACCACACUGACUGGAGUCGCCUGUUUGUCCAGGCUGUAGAGCUGGAUCCGGGGUACGCGAAAGGCUGGGGACGUUUGGCCGCUGCAUGCGAUGUGCGUCUCCAGUACGAGAAGAGCGCGAUAUGCUGGAGGAGGGCAUUGGCCGCCUUGCCUCAACGGGAUCUCACCGCCGCAGAAUUGAAACAGAAGGAGCAGUGCGAAGCCGGUGAGAAAGAUGCGCUCACCAAAUUGGCUAAAGCUACCGGCAUACUUGUCGACGGCGAUUCUAUGAAAGGCAAGUGGCCGUGGGAUCGUGUCGCAGCGAUGGAAGACGAAUUGCAGGCUGGUUACCCCAAGAAUGCUGACAGUAGCACGCGUAUGACCCCCGCCGGACUACAAUGGGGCGGGUGCGAUGGCGUGAGCCUCCCCGAUUCUAUGUCAUCCGCAUUGGCUGACAGGGUUCAGGUUUUGGCCAGUCUCACGGACGCGAUUCUCACUGAUGUGCGGAUCUUUCGCAUAGAAGGACCGCAAUGGUUGGAGAUGUACAAUAAACAAGCGAAGUUAGAAGCGAUGAAAACAGGCGCAUGGCCCAGCUUCUCUGUGGAAAGGAUACAAGCAGAGGCAGUGAAGCGGCAACAGCAAGAAGGCUGGGAGGCCGCUCGUAAUGCCGUUGAUGUCACUGUCCGUAUAUGGAUUAUGCAGGGGUUCAUCGCCAGCAAUACGAACAUGAAUACGCAAGUAGCCCUCCAGCACUUCAACGCAACGUUGGAAUUGCUCAAUUGGGGACGGACGGCGUCGUGGAGGAAUGCUUCAGCGCGAGACAGAGGAGAUAUCUUCGAAGACUACUUCGUGAGGCUUGAUCCGUGCCGCAUGUCUUUAUUGUCUGACGCGCGCCUUGCCCCUCAGGAUUGUCGAGAUCCGCCCCAUCCCGAAGCCGCUCUGCAGGCCUUGUAUGAAGAGGCACAGAGUAUGGUUCGCGAGAUACCAAAGCCCGAGGCAGUAGUGCUUAUUGACAGAGAACGUGGACCUGGCUUUGUAUCGGCUUUUGGCAUGUAUUUGAGGGGUCACGCACUCACCAUGGUCGGGUUCUACCAUCAGAAGAUGGCUAGUCGAUGCUCAAAGCAAGACAAGCAUGGGGCAGCGAGGAAGCACUAUCUCGAGGCGUCUCGGGCUUACGAGGAAGCAGCCACACUGUUUCCACAGGACGAAGAGAAGCGUGUAUGGUUCCUACAUGUUGCGUUCAACAUGCUACGGAUGUGCGGCUGUCCAUUCAAGUCUGUUCUGCGUGUGACGGAACAAAUUCGCGUGGCUUUGCCCUAUACCAAGAGGGUUUGGGAAUUCUCGCAGGCCGCGACACAAGGUGGAGACAACGGUUUGGAAGAGGUUCUGAAGCUAGAGCGACAGAUAGAGAAGGAUCUGGCGGACGGCAAAAUCACCUUGGAGGAUGAUAUGCUUCAAGUUCCAGACUAUGCAAUGUCCUCGUGA
Molecule: messenger RNA, 1629 nt
Organism: Fomitopsis serialis
Lineage: Eukaryota; Fungi; Basidiomycota; Agaricomycetes; Polyporales; Fomitopsidaceae
Exons: 9
Coding region: 1-1629 (542 amino acids)
Biological process (GO): post-translational protein targeting to endoplasmic reticulum membrane
Cellular component (GO): membrane; TRC complex
Molecular function (GO): protein binding; molecular adaptor activity
Source: RefSeq, a predicted model, not a curated record